Molecule: messenger RNA, 1422 nt
Organism: Caenorhabditis briggsae
Lineage: Eukaryota; Metazoa; Nematoda; Chromadorea; Rhabditida; Rhabditidae
Exons: 8
Coding region: 1-1422 (473 amino acids)
Source: RefSeq, a predicted model, not a curated record
AUGCGUCUCGUAAAACUUCUGAUACUAGUGGCGUCAGUAGUGAUAAUAGAAACACUUGCUCAACAGCCGACUUUCUUCCGAAUUAAAAGACAAGCUUACCCGCCCAAUCCAGCACCAUUCAAACCGAGACAGGAAGACUACAAUCUUCCACCAUUUUAUCAGCCGAACCCUGGACGCGAUGCGUCUUCACUAUCUCCACUGUUUCCAUUUCAUAGUCAAUACAGUAAUGGACUAGAUAUCAAUCCAGGGACAAGAUUCACAGUUGAUGGAAACUUGAAUGUUCCAAUAAUGGGUUGGGGAAUAUGGGACUACAAGGGAGGAGUGAAAAUGGGGCGUCCAAACACCAGAGUCGGAUUUGGAUCUCUCAACGCGCCAACUAAUGUUCUAGGAAUUUCCGGCGACACAAUUGCUGCUCUAGCUAAAGAUAGAACGUUCCAGCAAUCAAGACAAAAUGUACCAGCAGUUCCAGUCGCUGUUCUACCUGGUAAUUUUGUACCAGUUCGGUGUCGUCCACCUAUGUGCAAUCCAUUUGUACAUAAUAUGGCCUUUGGAGUAGAUGUUGAACCAGGAGAUGACUAUCUUUUCGAUGGAGGGUUCGACUUCCCGAUACCACUCGCACCAUCCGGUGUUGGUGUUCGUUUCCCAAUGAGCGGAGCUGUCAACGUUGGAACAGAUCCUCUCCUUAUCACCUAUGGUCACGGAAUGGGUCCUGCUAUGUUUCCGGCUCUUGUCACAGCCGACAAUUUUCCACUGUUCCCGUUCACUGACCAAUUCAAUACGGGUGUAGAAAUUAACCCAGCAAACAAAGUUAGUAUGGCUGGUGAUUUGAUAGUGCCGGUUCCUGGAUGGGGAAAUUUUGAUGUCGACGGGAACAUUUAUUAUGGGCAUAUUAACGUCGAUGCCAAAGUUGGAUAUCAAGUGAGACCAACAAACCAUCUCAAUAUUAAACCAGAAACACUAGCUCUGCUCGGACAAAACCCAGCAUUCCGAGAAGCAAGAAAGAAGGCAAAGGAAGUCAUUGUGGGAAGAAUCCCAUAUGGAUACGAACCGAUCAAAUGCAAACCACCAUAUUGUAACCCAUUCGUACAUCAUGCCGGUGUCGCAGUAGAAGUCGAACAGGGAGAUGACUCAUUCUUCAUCGGAGGAAUCGACUUCCCACUGCCGAUCGGAGAAAACGGGGCAGGAGUCAGAUUCCCACUUUCCGGAGCUGUGGAACAGGGAACUUCUCCUUAUGCUUACGCUCACGGUAACGCCUUCAACCCUGUUUCUCCGUUUGACUUCCGGAAGAUCGAUAGCGAUGAUGUCAAACCAGACUGGCCAUAUGCACCAGGAUCAAGACGGAGGUCUCCGGAAAAAAAGAAGAUGAACAAUGAAGAAAAAAACACAUUCUACUCGAAGUUUUAUGACAAACUACCACAGUAG